Messenger RNA from Malassezia restricta, 309 nucleotides. RefSeq lists its product as uncharacterized. The record is from RefSeq and is a predicted model, not a curated record. The coding region runs from base 1 to 309 and encodes 102 amino acids. The transcript is spliced from 4 exons. Lineage: Eukaryota; Fungi; Basidiomycota; Malasseziomycetes; Malasseziales; Malasseziaceae.
AUGUCGUCGGAAAGUUCCAACCUGAUCCAGAGACUCGACAAGCCGGAGCACGACGAGGUGCGUCGCCUCGUUGCACAGGAUGCAGAGAGUCGUGGCGGGAGCUCGAACUCGGUCUUCACACUCGAUGGGGAGCGUGGACAGCCCUCGUCUCGCUUAUGUCGCCAGCUGCCCAAUGGCCAGGAGCAGUGUGCGACCGUGUCACUCGAGACUCGCGAACUAUUCCAGACUAUGCAAUCCAUGGGCUUUUUCUGCAUCUUGCCGCACGACCCUACCAAGACAUUCAUCCGGUGCGAGCGCAUCCCACAGUAG